Drosophila suzukii is the source of this 8708-nucleotide messenger RNA. NCBI's taxonomy places the organism in Eukaryota, Metazoa, Arthropoda, Insecta, Diptera, Drosophilidae. The record is from RefSeq and is a predicted model, not a curated record.
CAUGUUUUAAGGGUCUCUAAAAUGUUAUUAUUCUGGUGGCCUGAUUUAAAUUACACUUUUGGCCUUUAUAACACCACUGUGCGGUCGACUGGCAUUCGUAGUCCUUCUAAAACUUUAUCAACAAAAAACCAGCGAAAAAUCCAUGGGAAAGUUUUGCAGUUUACAUUUUUCAUUAAUGGCAAUGCGAGCUAUUUUCGGGGGCAGGACACGUCAUCGUCUGGUUUUUAUGGAGAGCAGUGCUCAAACAAAAAGUUUAUAAACACACACAGACACACACACACACUACCACAUAUACAUUUACUUGAUAUAUAUAUUAAUAAAUAGUCAGCAAAUAAUAUUGCGCAUACGCAGCGUUGACAGCCGCAGCAAGCCAAAUUGUGGCCAGAAUUGUGUGUGCGUGUGCGUGAGGGUUGGACCUGGCCUAAGAUGGGUAGCGUGCUAUUCGCAGCUGUAUUCAUAGCAUUACACUUCGCCACCGGCGGCCUGGCCAACCCAGAUGCAAAGCGACUCUACGACGACCUGCUGAGCAACUACAAUCGCCUCAUCCGACCCGUGGGCAACAACUCGGACCGCCUGACCGUCAAGAUGGGUCUGCGCCUCUCCCAGCUGAUCGAUGUGAAUCUGAAGAAUCAAAUUAUGACAACCAAUGUCUGGGUGGAGCAGGAAUGGAAUGACUAUAAAUUGAAAUGGAAUCCGGAUGACUAUGGUGGCGUGGACACGUUGCACGUACCCUCCGAGCAUAUAUGGCUGCCGGAUAUUGUGCUCUAUAACAACGCCGAUGGCAACUAUGAAGUGACAAUAAUGACAAAAGCAAUUCUUCAUCACACGGGCAAAGUGGUGUGGAAACCGCCCGCCAUUUACAAAUCCUUUUGCGAAAUUGAUGUCGAAUACUUUCCCUUCGAUGAGCAGACAUGUUUCAUGAAGUUCGGCUCCUGGACCUACGACGGUUAUAUGGUUGACUUGAGGCAUUUGAAGCAGACUGCCGACUCGGAUAACAUAGAGGUGGGCAUCGACCUGCAGGAUUACUAUAUAUCAGUGGAGUGGGAUAUCAUGCGGGUGCCGGCGGUGCGGAACGAGAAGUUCUACAGCUGCUGCGAGGAGCCCUAUCUGGACAUCGUGUUUAACCUCACUCUGCGAAGGAAGACGCUCUUCUACACCGUGAACCUGAUCAUCCCCUGCGUGGGCAUCUCGUUCCUCUCGGUCCUGGUCUUCUACCUGCCCAGCGAUUCCGGCGAGAAGAUCUCGCUCUGCAUCAGCAUCCUGCUGUCGCUCACUGUGUUCUUCUUGCUGCUGGCCGAGAUCAUUCCGCCCACCUCGCUGACGGUGCCGCUGCUGGGAAAGUAUCUGCUCUUCACCAUGAUGUUGGUCACGCUCUCCGUCGUUGUCACCAUCGCCGUGCUCAAUGUGAACUUCAGAUCACCUGUCACGCAUCGCAUGGCACCGUGGGUGCAGCGCCUCUUCAUCCAGAUCCUGCCCAAGCUGCUCUGCAUCGAGCGGCCCAAGAAGGAGGAGCGAGAGGAUCAGCCGCCCGAGGUGCUCACCGAUGUCUAUCACCUGCCGCCGGAUGUGGACAAGUUUGUCAACUACGAUUCGAAGCGUUUUAGCGGCGACUACGGCAUUCCAGCUUUACCCGCCUCGCACCGCUUCGAUUUGGCCGCGGCGGGCGGUAUUAGUGCCCAUUGUUUCGCGGAACCGCCGCUGCCCUCCUCACUGCCACUCCCAGGCGCCGACGACGACCUGUUCAGCCCGUCGGGCCUCAACGGAGACAUUAGUCCCGGAUGCUGUCCGGCUGCUGCUGCCGCCGCGGCCGCCGCCGCCGCCGACCUCAGUCCCACAUUCGAGAAGCCCUAUGCCCGCGAAAUGGAGAAGACCAUCGAGGGAUCCCGCUUCAUAGCGCAGCACGUGAAGAACAAGGAUAAGUUCGAGAGUGUGGAGGAGGACUGGAAGUACGUUGCCAUGGUAUUGGAUCGUAUGUUUCUGUGGAUCUUCGCGAUCGCUUGCGUGGUCGGCACUGCGCUAAUUAUCUUGCGCCCCAGUCUGUACGACCAAUCGCAGCCGAUCGACAUACUCUACUCGAAAAUUGCCAAGAAGAAGUUCGAGCUGCUCAAGAUGGGCAGCGAUAACACCUUAUAGCGACCACUUGGGUUCGCGGCCGGCUGGUGGAAUCUAAUCAUCAGCUCGCUGCGGACCCUGUUCGCCGCUCGCGACGAUGAUCGUGGAUAAUAUACGAUGAGCCAGACCAUGAGUAUUUCCUCGGCGCUGUACAACACUAACAGUAGCAGCAGCAGCACCAACAGCAGUGACAGUGGCAGUGUCAUCGGCAGUGUUGUAAGGGUAUUGUGAGUAGUGUUGCGAGCGCCAACGAAACGGAUGACUCGUAGAGCCCAUCGUAAAUGAAACGCGAGGCGAGUGAAGUGAACAUUGCGAAAUGAAUUGACUAAAUUGAAUACAAUCGAAUGGAGGGCAAGUUUUUGGAGCAGUUGAUCAAAAUAUGUAUGUAAUGUAAUUCAAGGGAGUUGUAGUGUUGAUUAACCAAGACAGUGCUGGAUAGCGACGCGAGCCAAAAGAUCGGUACGGAGCGAGCUUAGUUUGUAAGUUUUUUGAUGUACUUGAUGUAUGAUUGUGUGGGUCGAGGAAGUUCAGGUGGUUCGCGGAUCCUCGCAAAGAUCCCGGGCCAGUGUUGUAAAAAGCGUAUGGAGUUUUGUAAGUUAUAUUGUAUUUUUGAGCGCCAAAAAGUUCCUUGUUACAUCUUUUAGUUUUAAAGUUCCACACAACACACAACAACAAAAAGACAAAAAAAAAGACAAAUGAAAAUGUUUUAAAAUUGCAUUUUAAAUUUAAAUCUGACUGCAUGUGUUCAGUGCGUGAGUGUGGGUGCUUGAGUGAAAGACAGAGUGAUUGUGGGCGUGACAAAGUACAUAUACAAAUGUACGGAAAAUAAAACCAAUUUUAAUGUUUAUUUAUUUGUGCAUAUUUUUCACAUUAUUUUUAGCAGAGCAAAAGCAAACGCAGAAAAAAUGCGCCCACGCUGAAUGGGUAAAAUUAAAUUGCAUAAAAUUUCAAUCUAUUUUUAGCAUAAAUAAGUAAAAUAAAUACGGUAAACUACAUUUAAUUAGCCAUAAGUCGUAACUAGUGGUAGCUAAGCAAAUCUAGUAUUGAAUUAAAUUUAAUAUUAAAAUAAAAAAAACACGAAGUCCGACAAAUCGGUUCGUAAGAAGCGCGAAAUUCUGAAAUAAAUUAGUUGAAUGUUGAUACAAAGGAGUCGUCACAUUUUUACUAACCACACACAGGCAACACACCACACACAUAUAUAUAUUAUAUCGUGCAAGCAUACAUAUAAAUAUAUAUAGAGUACGUAUACGUAUUUAUAGGAUUGCAGCUAGUCAAAUCACAUAACAACGGAAACGGAAACACACAAAACAAUUUCAAUUAAAAACACACGCACACAAACAGACAGACACGGCGGAAAACCAGUAACAAUAACUAAAGCGAAUUGCUAUUUGGCAAGCACUUUGUAAACCUUCAGUUUGAGAAGCGAUUUUAAUCAAUUAAAUUAUUGCGCAUAAUACAAAUACCAUUUUGGCUCAGCAGCUCGUAUUCAUGGGACUUUGAUUGUUUUCUAGAUGUUUAUUUAGCAGCUCCGUUCCCAACUCUCUCCGGUUAACCCGCUGUUUUGUAGUUCCCUGCACUCAUUAUGCAUUCAUCGGGGCAUACGGAGCGUUUCAGAAACCUUUGGCAAGUUCAAUUUAAAAUAAAACUUUUUAAUUACUUUCAACGGGCCACGCGAGUGGUGUUCUGAGUUCUUAGUCCUGGGCUCUGGUUUUUCUGGUUUCUGGGCUUUCUGGCCAUUCCAAUAGCCUCGGUGGAGUGCCGCACAGCAAAACACCUUCAAUUUAAAUGCCAAAGCUAACGAAACUUGCCACAAGGUUGGCCGCCACUGCCACGCCCACGCGCCCUCUCAUUUUUGCCUUUGCAUUUUUAAUUGAUUUUGCAAAAGUUUUUGCCGCUGAAGCAACAAGAAUAGUAAACAUUAAGCAAUUGAAAAAGCCACUGCGGCUUUUCGACGGAGGCGGUGCGAAAAAGGGGCGGGGCUGGGAGAAGAGACGUGCGGCGCCACAAGGCAUGCAACAAAUUAAGUGCGGAAUGCAAUUUGCCAUUCUAUUUGCAUUGGGCUAGGUAUGUGUGAGUUAAUAAAAAGCCAAGAGUAAACACUUGCAAAACGAUUGCAAAAGGCACAAGAAAAAAUAUUUAAGUAACUUUUAAUUUUCAUACUAUAUGCCAGUCAAAUUCUACUAGAAAUAUUUAAUUUUAAUAUAUAUUUAUUUAUAUAUAUUGUAUUUUUUUUAAAAAUAGCUCAAAGUAUAAAAGGUUCUGAAAAUCGUAUCCUUUUAAUUUUCCCCAGUGUACCCACUGUACAGCAACAAUAACUUGGCAAGCAUAAGUGAAAUCCGUAGAAACUAUUAGCAAAGAAUGUCGCGACAAACGACAAUGGCAACCCUGAGCACGCCGCCAGGGUUGUCAAGCGGCCUGGGUGUGGCUCAUUGUUGCCAACAGCCCGAAUGUUGCUGUUUCUGUGCGUGCGUGCCGGCAAAAGUUUAAUUAAAAUUCCUAAUCGAAAAUAUUCAACAUUUGUGAGUGUGAAUUAAUUAAAAUAGUUUUCCAAGCCAAUGAUUGUGGCACAGUUUAGCACACGGAAAAAGCUGGGGAGAAAAUGCAGUGGUGAAAAAAGAGAGAGGGGGGCCAGAAAAUGAUAUAUAUAUUUCGUAUUUAUUCUGGCUAAAAUGCUUGGGAAACGGGCUGGAAAAUUCAAUUUUUUUCUUUAAACAUCCAGAUUUCAGGGCCAAACAGACUUUAAUUUUUGUUUUAUACAACUAUUUUCCCCUGAUGCACGCAACUACAAAAAACACAAACACAAUCACACGAUAGCGAUAAAAAAGAGGAAAAUUAAACAGGAAAAUCUAAAUAGCGAAUGCCAAUUUGGGUGUAUUAAAAUGUAAAGUGCAUAAAAAUCAACAGUUAACAUUUUUUAAAUAUUUAGCUAUUAAACUAAACGUAAUAUAAAGCCUAUAAAAUAAACGUCGGAAUAUCAUAAAUCAAGUAAUUAAAUACGAAUACGAGGACUAAACUUAGAACGAAACCAAUGACACAAUUAAAAUUAAACGAUUAAAUGAACAAUGCAAAAAGCAGCAACAAAAUUCACACGAAUACCCAUACAUUCACUACACACACAGGAAAUAUAAUUGUGCAUCAUAUAUUAAAAGUAUUAAACUGAGCUUAUAAAAUUUAAACUAAAAAAAUGUCACACACAAAGUUGCCAACUGAAAUGAGAAAUAACGCGAAAACUAUUUGACAACAUUCUCGACAUCCGUUUUGAAAAGCAUAAAAUAAAAAAAGUCUGAAAACAAAAAUGAAAUAUAUAUACAGAAAAAUACGAAUAAAUACAUAGAAUAUGGAACACAACACAUGACACCUUUUAAAAUGCAAAACCGAAUAUCCAUUGACACAAGGCAAACACACAAAAAACUGAUGGCAACAAAUGUUCACAGAGGACAAAAUUUAAUUCAAUAAAAAGUCCGUACACAACAUAUAGUUUAAAAUAAAAAGUCAGCCCGGCAUUACCAAAUGGAAAAACAAAAUAUAUUUUGUAUAAUAACGAUGCAGUCACCUCUUAGUUAUUGGUUUUGUUGAGGUCAAAACGAAACUUCAAGCUCAUAGGUAAACGAAUAUCAGCCAUUUUUGGCGUGACCUGUAAAUAUUAAAAAUAUUUAUAUUCCAAUUUGCUUAAGCUUUAAAUAUGUUCGUUUAAUAGAAUUUUUCAAAUAAUUUAAAUGUGCUGGUGUAAGUCUUGGUUAUAUUUAAAUGCAUAACAAUUGUUGAAUCAACUUAUUUACUGUAAGCUUCUUAAUUUAAAACUAUUUUGUACAAACUUCCAGCUUAACAAAUCUUUUGUUAUAGUUUUAGACAAUCAACUAUUUAAAUAUAUUUAAAAGCAGCAAAGCGAAAUGAAAACAAAGAACUAAUGACAAGUAAAUGGCGUAACUUUUCUGUGAAUAAAAUAAACUAAAUGAGUAAAAACCCCUAUAAAACAUUAAUGCAUAUUUAAACUUAAUGUCACUAUGGGAAAUGCAAAAAAAAAAGCACACAAGAAAAUUGCGAGAAGCGAGAAAGAACAAUUAGACGAAAUUCAUUUCAACAAAAAACCAUUUUUGUAAAUUGUUUCACUUGGGAAAUCGACACGCUAAAGCAAAAACUAAAUAAAUAGAGAAAUAAAUGAAAACUCGUUUUACCAAAUAAUGCAAGACACAAGAUGGAAAAAUGGAGACGCUCGAGAAAACCAAAUCGAAUUAACGUCAAAUACAUAGAAGUGUAUAUGCUCUCAUUGGUUGUGUUUUUAGGUUAUAAACAAAUAGGUUUGGCUCUGUGUGGGUGUGUGGGCGUGUGGGUGUGCCGGUCCUUCGUCCUGCACACACACAAACACACGCACACACACCGCCCGAACAAACAAACAGACAAACAAUCGUUCAUUCAAUCACUCAAUCAGUCGGUCUGUCUGUCGAUCCCACCCACGAUCGGCCGGACUUAUAGUUGUACAGUUCAUUUCAACAUUGAUUCAUAAAUAUGUAUUAACGAGUAAAUUAAAUUAAAUUUAGCAACCCACAAAAAAAUGGCGAGCUAAAUCGCGUUUAUCUGUAUAUUAUGCUAGUAAUGUCAAACAUUUUGAAUUUGCCUUUUUGAAUCGAUCUGUUCACGUUUUUCUUAGGUUUCUAGCUAAAUGUUUAGUGUGCUUGAUAUACAAAAGGUUAAGCAAUUAAUUUAGGUAAUGAGAAGAAACCAUGUAAUUUAAAUACUGCCACAAAUAAGACGAAAAGAAAUGCAAAUAGAACAUAUAGUAAAUAUACAAGUAUAUAUCUAUAUAUGAUACGAGUACGAGUAUAUUGAUAUACGAACUAGUUAAGAGCAAACAAUUUUCGGAGUGUGUCCAAAAAUGGAAAUGAUGAGUAGAGGCCACUCAAUCUAGACACAUAAGGGUAGAUCUUGCAGAUCGGGGCUCGAAGUUAACAUUGAAGCUAAGUACUAACUAUUUAGGCAAGAUACGAUUAACUCUGUAUAUAACUAAGGUAACCACCAUAAAACACCCAUUAACAGACACACACACACAGCAAUGCAGACACAAGAAGCACAAAGUUGAAGCAGUUCAUACCUGUAUAUAUAAAGAUAUACAUAUAAUGUGAGGCAAACGCCGAUCCAUCAUUGAUUGAUCAUUCAGCAAGCGAAAGGAAUUUAUUUCCAGUACAAUUCAUUUCUCGAUUACAGUUACAACAGACAACGAACUUGUGUACUCACAAAACUUAGAUAAAGCACUGGAAAAUUCUUGAGGAAAUUAGUAAUGAAAACCACUCAACGAUUGCCGAGUGAAUUGCCCUUAGAGGAUGUUUUAGGAUAGUUAAAAAGUUGCGUAGCUGAAAAUAAAAACCAGGAGAGAUUUCAAUCACUUGAAAGGGCGCCUAAAAGAGUGCAAUCAAUAAUCCGUUGGACACCCUUUUAAGAGAUCUCAAAUCACUAGAGAUCCUGUUAGAACGCUUGCUUUCCACUUCGCUAGGGGCAUUCAUCGAAGGCUAGAACGUGUUUCAUUUUAGCAAAUCGAAAGACAAUUUUAAGGCCACUCACACUAAGCACUUACAAAUAUCAUAAUUAGUUAAACGCGAAAUAGUUAUUAAACAAAAUAUAUAAAAACGAGCAAAAUGGGAUAACUGAAGCAAAAUAAUUACGAUGUAAACAGGAAAUUGAGGUAUUUGAUAAAUAUGCGGCUUGACCCUGAGAUUCAAAAAACAUAAAAUCGUAUGUCUUCCAAUCAAAGGUCGUCUUUUGUAGCAAACACAACAAGAAUCAAAGUCUGCGUAUUGCUAAAGAAAAACAAAUAAACAAAACAAUUGGAAGCAACUGUGGGGCUGAUUAAUGCAGAAAUGCAGAAUAUUUAAAGAACAAACAGUUUACACAAAUAGAAACACCACACACACACACACUGCACUGCGAACUCGAUUAGCGAAUAAUCAUGACAUUCCUUAGGGGUUAAACGGAAAUCAAAGAUGACACCUUCCCCAUGACAUUCCCCACGCUCUCCAUCUCUCUCUCUCUCACUUGAACUCUGACCCCUUUCGGUUCCCAGCAACUAAUCAAGUACCUGACAAUAGAUGAACUACACCUUUCCAGAAUUUCUAAGCACCCCACACCAUCAAUCGCAUCCAUGAAAGCUCGUCUUGUACAUACAGUUGCCGAAUGUUUAAUUCGAUUUGGCUAACAAAUUUCCAUAAAGUUGGCCAGAAGCGAGGCAAAUCAAACAAACACAUAAAUUAAUUCAUUAAAAACGGUUUCAAUGACAGCUAGAAAAUUUAGACACCGACACACAAGUACACAUUUCACAGCAAUUAGCAUUUUGCCCAUGAUUUCAAAUAUGCUUUCUUAUGUACAAAUGGAAAAGAGACAACUUUUGUAAAAUAUUUCCCAGAGUAAAUGCAAAACAAUCAGUUAAUUUAGGACCUUGCUUUUUCAAUGUUUCCAAUAAUCAGGGGGUGUUUCAGAAGCAUCACCAUUACGGUGCUUAAAAGUAGGCAAUGAUAUUUUGGGAGAUAUGAAACCCAGCGCUUUCUGGAACUCCCCCUUGUAUUCGAAAGAGAAGAAACUUUUAGAAGUUUUCAAAUCGUUGACAU